AGGCCACUCUUGAAGGCACGAACCGGUGUGAGCCAUGGCUGCUUUGCCCACGACCGUGGUCUCUGCCCCGGGGACUGGCACGGUGUACCCGGGCACCAUGAACGCGAUGCCCACGUACGCACCAACCACGUACACGGUGCCAAGCACUUAUGGCAGUUACUCAGUGGGGACCGGCAAUGUUCAGUACCCAGGCACCGCUGUGGUCGCAAGCACCGCACCUGCGCCACUGCCCACAUCGUUCACGGGCUAUUCAGGCGCAGCAGCGCUGCCCACAACAAGCUGGAUGCAGCCAGCGCUUCCGACAGUUCAGCCCAUGCCCACAGUCCCACAGAGCUACCCCAUGCAGACUUACGCAACGUCUCCCUAUGCAUUUCCAAUGCAAGCUUCCCAAGCCCCUCCCCCGAGCAUGCCACCUCAGGGCAUGCUGGGAGCGCCAAUGCCGACCAUCCUGACCCCUCAGGUGCAGCCUGCGCAGGAGCCGCAACAGAUGCAACAAAGCAUCUCAUCACAGGUGCAGCAAAGCAUUUCAUCGGUGAGCGCUGUUCCGCCAAGCGGAACUCCGGCGGCCUCCCUUGUCGCAGGCACGCCGGCAGGCACGCCGCUCGCAGCUGGCACGCCGAUUGCCUCAGGCACGCCCUUUGGAGCCCCCACAAUGCCCAUGGCCUCAGGGGCGGCCGUUGCAGCGGGGACACCGAUGGCGGGCACGCCCUGCGCAGCUGGGACGCCCUGCGCAGCUGGGACGCCCUACGCGGCUGGGACACCCUGCGCAGCUGGGACGCCAAUGCAGUCCCUCCCCACCCAGUCCUUUGUGGCGCUAGGCAGCCAGGGCGUUCCUGCAUUGCCAGCCACCAAUGCCGUCCUGGCUCAGGCAAGCCUUCCACAGGCAGGUGUUCCUGCUGAGGAGACGGUGAAGACUCAGUCCAAGGACCUGCGGAAGGGGAAGAAGACAAAGAAGUCCAAAAAGUUCUUCGGCAUUUGCUGCUGAGAUGCACAACUUUCAGUCUGGUACAGUAGAGGUAUGUUUUGCGCCAUAGCAGGUUCCGCACCAGG
This is a messenger RNA of Effrenium voratum, 1050 nucleotides long. NCBI's taxonomy places the organism in Eukaryota, Dinophyceae, Suessiales, Symbiodiniaceae. The record is from the annotation of a GenBank genome assembly.